Malassezia restricta is the source of this 1074-nucleotide messenger RNA. RefSeq names its product cell cycle arrest protein BUB3. The coding region runs from base 1 to 1074 and encodes 357 amino acids. The record is from RefSeq and is a predicted model, not a curated record. Gene Ontology annotation, molecular function: ubiquitin binding. The transcript has a single exon. Lineage: Eukaryota; Fungi; Basidiomycota; Malasseziomycetes; Malasseziales; Malasseziaceae. Gene Ontology annotation, cellular component: bub1-bub3 complex; kinetochore; mitotic checkpoint complex. Gene Ontology annotation, biological process: mitotic spindle assembly checkpoint signaling.
AUGGCCUUUCCCGAGUUUCGCGUGGCGGGUAUAGGCGAGCCGGUCUCGUCCCUCGCCUUUUACCCUGAUGCAUCAUCGACACGCAGAAGCCGUCAUCUUCUCGUGGGAAGCUGGGAUAAGUUUGUGCGUGUGUACGAUGUGAGCGACGGUGCUGCCGGCGCUGAUGGCGUUCGUAUGCUGCAAUCGUUUGAGCACCCGGCUGCCGUGCUCGACGUGGCAUGGAUCAACGAGUCUCUUGCGGCGAGUGCAUGCCUCGAUCGUCGAGUUCGUCUACUCAAUACGGAAAAUGGACAAUCGGUGAUACUGGGAAAGCAUGAGCAAGGUGUCAGUCGCCUUCGCUACGAUCCGCACACCCAGCUCUUGUUCUCUGGCUCCUGGGAUGCGACUUUGAAGGUUUGGGAUCCUAUUCGCGGUGCGGAUGCGUCACUGUGCCAUACCCUCGCGCUCCCUGGCAAGGUAUUUGCGAUGGACGUAUCGCCUCGCACGCCAUCUGCGCCACCGCGUCUGGUGGUGGCGAUGUCGGAGCGAUCCGUGUUUAUUUUCAAGACGCAUCAGCUGCGUGAGGCUGUCAAUGGCCAAGAUGCGUUAUGGGAGCCGGAGCAGCGCCGCGAGAGCAGUCUGAAGUUCAUGCUACGAGAUGUGCGAUGCAUGCCUGACGGCGAAGGAUACGUCACAUCGUCUGUCGAGGGUCGUGUCGCGGUGGAGUUUUUCCGUAUGGACGCGCAGGUGCAGGCCAACAAGUACGCGUUCAAGUGCCAUCGCAAGGAGGUGGAUGGUAUCGAUGUUGUAUACCCUAUUCAUGCCAUCGCUUUUCAUCCUAUCUACGGUACGUUUGCUACGUGCGGUGGCGACGCACACUGCGCGCUGUGGGAUCCAAAGGCCAAGAAGCGUAUCCGGCAGUAUGUGCUGCCUUCGCCUGUCAGCACAGCGGCCUUUAGCGCGGACGGCAGUGUCCUAGUGAUAGCCAGCGGCGCAGAAAACCUAGAGACGGCCGGCUCGGAAGCCCACGACGUGCUCCUGCACGUCAAGUAUGUGGUCGACGAGGCCAAGCCUAAGAGCAAGUCCGACAAGUAG